AAAAAGCACAGUUACAGCGAAGGCAAGUCGACACUGAGGGGGGGGGAAAUGUUUGGAAAUACCAGAAAACUGCUUCUCAUUUAAUAUUUUCUGUUUUUCUGGUAAUUCUCUAUAAACUCAAGACAUGAUUGUGUAGGUCAGCAGUUUUUCAGACUAGCCUGUCUGCCACAUUCAAAGUCACUUAAAUCACCGUUCAUCCCCAUUCUGAUGCUUUGAUUAAGCUUUAUCAGGUCACCUUGACCUUAUCUACAUAACUAAAUGCACGAGUUCCUGCCACGUGAUUGGCUGAUUAGAUAUUUCUGUUAACAAGCAGUUGAAGUGGCGUUCUCUUGUGUGGCAUCAUCUGCUUUGGGAUCAUAUGCAACUCAUGCACAACGCUGACUUCUAGAGGCAAGUCACAUUUAUGUUUGUAGGUUGAAUUAUUUAAGCUACCCUCAUAGGUCAAUCAAAUGUAUUCAAGUAUCAUUAAAAUACUUUUUCACCAGAAGUAAUUCAACUCCAGCAAAGUUUCUUUUAGGGCUAAUAUGGCUUAAGGGUUCAUCUAUUUAUUUCCAGGGAUCAUCUUUGUAAAUAAUUAGAAAGUAAAAGCUUUGUUAAUAACUGCAGUACUCCUAUAAGUUUCUGACUAAAAAUAAGUGAAAUAGGAAGGUACAACAAUGUUGUUUCAGAGGAGAUAAAUCCAGAUUACUUUCAUAAUAUGAUUCCACAAAACAGGACACAUGACUGUUAUUUUUUUUUUUAAUCUGUUUGCAGUUAAACUAAUUGUAUGGCGCAUAUAUUGUUAAGAGUACUCCGUGUGGAGUGCCACUAUAGCUCAACUGGUUGCGCUGAGGGCUAGUGACCUGGGUUUGAGUCCACUUUGAGCCUUUCUCCGUCACUCUAUGCACUGUACUACCCACCAAAGGGUGAGACAAUUAAGCUAAAAACAGAGUGUGGAGUGUAGACCAAAACUGUGUAUAAAAGAUGGCUGUAACCCCCCAUAAAAUCACCCACUGGUUUAUAAAGUCCUGUUUUGGGGCCUUGAGGAUGAGCAUUCUUGGUGUUUUAAAAUCACAGGCGGUGAGUGACACUGCACGCUCAUACUGUAGUAACUAAUGCAGCCACGCGCUAAAGUGUUCACUGUUUUAUUUACCAGUUUUGAGUCUAUUUGGGACUAGAGUGUACAAACGAGUCAGUUUGUGUUAAAACUGAGACUUAAAAGUGUCAUAUGAGAACAUGAACCUACCAGUGGGCUUACUGAGGUCAUAAAAGAAGAAUGCAGGUAUAAGGCACUUCAGCAUUUCAGGUCAUUUUUCAGACCUGGAGGCUACAUCCAUCCCCAUCUUUUUUAGUCUUUUGUUUAAACUUUAUUAAACUUUAUAACACAGGACAUGGCCAUACAACACGAAAAAUAUGCCAAGUUAAAAUUAACAGAAUGGAAAGGCAUGUGUCCAUCUUAUAUAUACAGUCUUUUAUAUCAGGCUUUUUAGAUGCCAGCUGUCUGUGUGUUUGUCAAAAAUAAUGUUGAAGUAAGGUGAGACUGAUCCACAGUAAUGCUGUCUAAUAAUUCAUUACUUCGGGCUACACGUUUCAGAACACGAUGUAUUCCAAAUAUAAAAUAUUGGCUAAGUCCACCUAUCAUCUCUGUGUUAAUAAUAUGUCUGCCAAACAGAUCAGCUUUGAAACACUGGAAAUUUGGGUCUGGUUCCAAAUCACUUUAAAGAAAUAACAAAUUUACCUGCUGCAGGAAAUUAAUAAAAUGUUGGAAUUACAGCCAGCAGAGGACAUAAGAGCAAACACCACAGUGUCUCUUCCUCCAACUGUUUUGUGUGCGAACAGAAGUACACGCCUGUGGCUGUUACCUGUGGGUUUCUUCAUACUAGCUCCUCCUCUCAGCAGUGGCUGCUGUAAGGUGAGCCAUAGGAAACUCAGACCGCUUUGUUAUUUACCUUGACAGCAGCUGGUUCUUUUCCAGGGAAUAAAAAUGGAAUAAGCUUCCUGCUCCCAGUUGUUUUUUUCUUUUUCUUUUCUUUUUUUCUGCUUUCUUGGACUACUUUACCUUUAGCACAUGAGACACAAUGGAUGGGGAAAUGAAAGGAAAUGCUAUGCAGGCUCUGGCCGAUUAUGAUGACAGUGACAGGAUUGACGCCUACGGUUUUGAGAGACGUGGCGAUUUCGACUCCUACAAGGAGAUGAUGAAUCAGUAUGUAGAUGUCCUCAACAGGAGGUCCAUGAGAUGGUCAAAGCUCCUUCAGGAGAAGCCUCAUGUGGAGAAGAACUUCACAGUGAAGAGGUUUGUUCGUAAAGGUGUGCCUAAUGAGCACCGUGCCAGGAUCUGGAUGGCGGCUAGUGGUGCCCAGGAACAGCUGGAGAGUAAGCCGGGUUAUUACCAGUCUCUGCUGGACAUGGAGCAUGACACCAAGCUGAAAGAAACCAUUCACACAGAUAUGCACAGGACCUUUCCUGACAACAUCCUGUUCAAGAGCAAAGCAGAGCCAGGCAUGCAGAAGGCUCUGUUCAAUGUGCUGCUGGCCUACGGACACCAUAAUCCUACAGUGGGCUACUGUCAGGGCAUGAACUUCAUUGCAGGCUACCUCAUGAUCAUCACGAAAGACGAAGAGAAAUCCUUCUGGCUUAUGGAUGCACUGGUGGGCAGGAUACUCCCAGACUACUACACCCCGGCCAUGUUGGGUCUGAAGACUGACCAGGAGGUCCUUGGUGAGCUGGUUAAGGUCAAAGCUCCUGCAGUAGGACAGCUCAUGGCCCAGUACCCUGGCAUAUGGACGCUGGUGGUGUCUCGCUGGUUUAUCUGCCUCUACAUCGAUGUACUCCCUAUCGAGACUGUUCUGCGGGUCUGGGAUUGUCUUUUCUACGAGGGAUCCAAAGUACUUUUCCGCGUGGCUCUUACUCUCAUACUUCACCACCAGGCAGAGAUCCUGAGAGCGCGCUCUUUGCCUGACGUGUGCGAAUGCUUCAAACAGAUCACUUCUGGGGCUUUCACUCUAGACUGCCACACCUUUAUGCAGAAGAUCUUUACGGAACCUAAGAGUCUGUCGAUGUCGACUGUUGAUAAACUGAGAGAGAAACGCAGACAACAAAUUCUCAAGGAGGAAUCAGGACAGCCAUGAGGUUCAGGACACUUUCCCCUUAUACUGGAUUUAAUAAAACAAAAGCUCAGGCAGCGUAAGUAACACUGUACAGUCAGGAACUGUAUGAAACAUACAUGUUGGUGACUCUUCUGGUUACUUCUGUGAUUUAUACUUUGUUACACUCUAAUCUGGCAGACUGGGUAUCUAAAUAUGAAGGCUUAUGCUUCUGAGGCUUUUCUUUUGAUUUUGACUCCAAUCUUUCACCUACUAUAUUUGCUGCUAUAUAUACAGAAGUACAUUAAGAUCAUAACACCGCACCAAACAGCAUUUACAUGUGUAUUUUCUAAAAACACUUUUGCUUUGGUGAUUAUGGACGGAUCACUUAUUUUUACUGUGAAUACUUUGUUCUGUCUCUUGCCUUUAGGACUGUUUACAAGAGAACGUAAAGCUGAAGGGUCACGCUUUUAAUGUGGUGGUUUCUGUUUAAAUUUAUGGAGCUCAGUCUCAUUUUUCACUUUUUGUUGUAAAAUAA
Maylandia zebra (zebra mbuna) is the source of this 3600-nucleotide messenger RNA. RefSeq names its product growth hormone-regulated TBC protein 1-A. Lineage: Eukaryota; Metazoa; Chordata; Actinopteri; Cichliformes; Cichlidae. Gene Ontology annotation, biological process: regulation of GTPase activity. Gene Ontology annotation, molecular function: small GTPase binding; GTPase activator activity. The record is from RefSeq and is a predicted model, not a curated record.